UUUAUUUACGUUUGGAACUGUUUAUUACUUGUCGUUUUGUGUACCCUGGCUGGUCCUGGACAGGGAUUUAAUACACAAAAUAGUCUGGAAAUUUGGGCUAAAUUUAUGGGCGUGACAGUUGAGUCCUUCACCUCGGGCCGGCUACACCUUGGUGUUUGAUGAUUUUUUUGAAGCUGGCUUCAGGUUUCCUUGCAGUGCAUUUCUUGUUGAGGUCCUUAGGCUAUAUGGACUUGAGUUUUCUCAGCUUACACCAAACACCCUUGUUAAGCUUGGAAUUUUUGAAUGGAUUAUUCGGAGUUGCGGUGGUACUCCGCAUGGAUGCGAUUUUGCUUAUUUUCACACCAUUCGGCGCUAUACAAGGCAAAACUCCCAAUUUGGGUGUGUUAACUUUAUGCCACGCUUAAAUCGCGGUUGUCCUUGGCCAGUUGUCUCUGUUAUGUGGACCAAAUGGGGAACUCAUUGGCAGUCAAAAUGGUUCUAUCAUAAGAUUCCAGCAGAUCUGAAAACCAUGGAAAAAUGCCCUUUUGUGUUUUCUUGUAAAUCUUUGAGUGUCAUCUCAGAUCCAGCUGUUACUUUGUCAAAAGACUUUGCUGACAUUCGCCCUCGAAUUGAAGAACUUGUCUCUAAAUUUAGUGUUCGAGACUUGGUCGAGGAGUUCAUUUAUCUUGGUAUUCGACCUCUUUCUGCCAACUGGACUUUAUCUCUUGGUGAAAUUCCUGAGGGUUCUAGUUCUUUGCUUCCUCCUUUCGAGAUAUCUGCGAAUACAAAAAUUGUGAAGGACGUGGAUGGGCCAAGCAAGAAAUAUAUUGGCCCUUAUACCAAGAAAGAGCAUGGCACAUAUCUUGCGGUUCAGCAAGGUAGAAAACAAAACAGGAUUCUAAGUGCCCUCGGCCAAGAUAUGAUGGUUCGAGUUCAUCCUGAUUUGAAGAAGAAAAAGAAGAAAAACUCGAAUAUCAAUCCAAAAGAUGCUGCAUCUUCAUCUUCUGAUAAUGAGGAGAAUAGCUUGGAUGGGGAGUCUGAUUCAAGUGAUGAAUCGUCUGAUGACAGCGGCUCCUCUGAGUCGAGCGAACAUACUCACACUGCUCCUUUUGUGCAAGAAAACUCGAGUCCUGCUUUGAAGCGUAAAAAGAUGCCUUCAAGUUCUCCUGUUGACUCGAACUUGAAAAAAGUUCGAAUUGCUCUGGAUAGUGAUGAUGAGGAUGAAAACAUUCUGUCUUAUGAGCUACCUGCUAUCAGUGAGAUAAGUUCAGUUGAGAUUGGGAAUGUUUCGAACGUUAAUUCUCUUUCAGCUGCAGCUGAUUACCUCUCUGCUCCCUUGAACGUUCUUACUUCUGCUGCCAAAGAGGUUGAGGAACCUAUUUGCAUUGAUGCUAUUGAUGUGGACAUGAACCCUGUCAAUCCUGUUCAAACAGAGAACGUUCCUGAAGUUGUUAAUCUGAAUUUCCAAUCCAGAAAAAACAUAGUUGAAGAUCAAGCCACAGAAUGACCCCUUCUCCCGAGUUGAUAAAAGAUAUACUUGGUGGUUUCAGCGAGCGAUGUUCGAAAAAUGGCACUUGGUUGAUGGGUUUGCCUGAUUUUUGCGCGGAUGGGGAGACUAGCAGUCGAGGUUCUAAGUUGUGUCUUGAUGACCUUAAGUAUCGCUCGUCUCUUCAUCAGCUUGGAAAUGAAAUUGCUCCUAGCCUCAUCACUCCGGAGCUUGAAAAGGAAUUUUUGGAGCACAAUGAUCUUAUCUCAGCUUGGACGGCUUUUCUUCUUCUUUCUUUUUCUCUAACUCUGCUGGGGUCCAUUCUGCCACAAAUUUUGCCAACACUUGUGACUUUAUCGCUGUUCUUGAUGUGUAUUUCAAGUCAAAAGGCAAAAGUUCCAUAGCCCAUUUGGCAAUUCUUCCUGCUAUUUCCUUGUUCGACAACACCUCUCCUAUUGGAUAAGUUGAUGGUACUGUUAUGUCGUGAGAUAAGAAAUAAUGUCUCAAUUUUCUUGAUGCCAUCACAAUAGAAUAUAUCAUCUUUUCCACUUCUGUAUACCUUGUUUUUGGUCCUUGCAAUGCUUCGGACAUAAAAUAAACUGGCAUUUGCUUGUUACCCUGUUCUUGUACUAAGAC
Oryza sativa Japonica Group (Japanese rice) is the source of this 2101-nucleotide messenger RNA. RefSeq lists its product as uncharacterized. NCBI's taxonomy places the organism in Eukaryota, Viridiplantae, Streptophyta, Magnoliopsida, Poales, Poaceae. The record is from RefSeq and is a predicted model, not a curated record.